AUCACAGGUCACAUGUUAGCGCGUGACUAAUUAGCCGCACGGACCCUUUGCAAAGCUUUCGGCGGACACAUCAGAGAGGCGGCGGCGUUCCCGACGACGUGGGAGAAGUGUCGAGUGAGCGGCACAUUCCUUACGCAAGCGUCCCGUUUCCCGAAGGAAUGUUCGGAACACGCGCAGGCCAGUAAAGCUCAAAAGCUUAGCCGGCAGCACACAAACUUCCUCCUCAUGCGGAUGGAAGACUAUUUUUUUUUCCUCUUUCCCUCGCGGCAGCCGCUCAAUGGGGGCGAGUGUUCUGCCGAGCGGGUCGGCCCCCCGGGAGACGGGUCGCCGCCCACCCGCCUUUUGACGGCGCCCGAGCGUCAGGCUGCUCAGUGCGCGCGAGGCGAGGACGACAUGCGGCGCGUGAGCUGCCUGCUGCUGCUGCUGGCGAGCGUAUUGAUGGCCAGGGGAGCGCCCGGCCAGUGCCCGACCCCCUGCCACUGCCACGGCGACCUGCAGCACGUCAUCUGCGACGCCGUGGGCCUCAAGAAGAUCCCGCAGGUGUCGGCGUCCACGCGGCUGCUCAACCUGCAGAGGAACCCGCUGGGCGGCGUUCCGGCCGCCGCCUUCGCCGACAGCGGCGGCCUGGUGUCGCUGCACAUGCAGCACUGCCAGCUGCGCCACAUCGCCACCAACGCCUUCAAGGGCCUGAGCCAGCUGGUGUACCUGUACCUGUCGCACAACCACAUCACCAGCAUCCAGCCCGACGCCUUCCGAGACCUGAGCCGGCUCACCUACCUCCACCUGGACCACAACCGCAUCAGCGAGCUGGCCAAAGGCAUCUUCUCGCCUCUGGUCAACCUGUUUGUGCUGCGGCUGGAUGACAACAAGCUGCGCCAGCUCCGUCCCGGCACCUUCGCCGGCGCCAAGGACUUGCGCUGGUUGCACUUGAGCGGCAACCAAAUGAGCACGCUCCACGCCGGAUCCCUGGAGGACGUGGAGAACCUGGCCGUGCUGCACCUGGACCGUAACAAGCUGGCCGUCUACCCUGCCGCCGCCAUGAGCAAGCUGCGUGUGGUGGAGGAGCUAGCGCUGGGCGAGAACCCCAUGAAGAGUAUCCCCGAACGCGCUUUCAGCAGCUUUGGCCGCUACAUGGAGAAGCUGCAGAUGGACCGCAUGGGCCUGGAGAAGAUGUCGGAGGAGGCGUUCGCGGGCGUGACGGCGCUGACCUCGCUGGACGUCAGCAACAACAAACUGCGCUGGCUUCCCAAGAGUCUGGACUUGUCUCGAGUGACCAAUCUGACCGUAGCCAACAAUCCUUGGAGCUGCACCUGCCAGCUGGCGCCGCUGCGCAGGUGGAUGGACGGCAACAGCCGCAAGCGAACGGACGCCGCGUGUGCCUCGCCGCCGGCGCAGAGAGGCAAGCAGGUCCGAGACAGCGCCGCCUUCGCCGCCUGCCGGCUCAAGCCCAAAAGAAGCAAGACGGCCGCACGCCACUGAACGGGCGAGCAGCGGAAAGGGGAAGGUGGGGAUUGUUGGGGGGGAGCAGUUGCAUGACUCCACCCCAGUCACGCUUCAGUCGCCAAUUUCACCAGCCGCAGAAGGCCGCACAUCACGCCAACAUAUGCAAAGAUCUGCUUUUACUUUGCAAAACAAUCAUCAAGAUUUUUUUUUCCCUAUAUUUUGAUGUUUUGAUUUUAAACCAAACAAGUGACGGAUUCACCAUCAAUCUAUAUUUGAGCAUUUUCUCUGAAGUCAAUUGGUAGUUGUUUGAUACGCCACCGCUGGUCUAAACACGGAAUUCUGAUUCAUGUUGCGUUUGUGUUCAGCGGAAAACUCCAUCCGUUUUGAUCCAUCUUCGGGGGUGGCCAUUUUGCCUCUUACUUUCGGCGGGCGGCCCAGGUAACGACCAUCACGGAUUUUCUGGCUUUGCUCACGUGGCAUUCGUAAGGUUCGCCUUCGGUGGGCACUGUGAUGUCAUUUUCAGUCGACAGCAAGAGGCAAAAUGGCCGCCACCUUUGAUAAAUCAGAACGGCUACAUUUUGCUGCUUCGUUCAAAUUCCGCAAAGACAAUAUUUAUCACAAUGCCGUGUUAGACUCGUGAGGGCACAUAGAACUUAUUAUUGUCAAGAAACUGUUUCUUUUGACUUCCCCUUGCAAAUCGUGGUUGGUUGCAGGCAGCCCUCGACAAGACAAGAAAGUCAUUGAGCCUGCUUGGGCGCCGGCUUGAUGGGAAUGUGUUCAUGAGUCAGCAUAAUUAGGAUGGAGAUCGCCUGCCAAGUGGCCCAAUUGCACAAGUUGACGUGACGUCUGCUUAAUCGGAUCAUGACUUGACUGCACCAGCUUGAAAUUUAGUGGGAUGAUGGGGGGAAGGGGGGGGGGGAACCGCACGUGACUUCCUCCCACCACCGCCGCCAACUUGCUGGCAGACGAAUUAAUUUUUUUUCCCCCCGCCCCGGUUUUUCGGCAGCCACACAACUGAACAUUUCGGUGGGCUUCGGCCCAGCGGGCCCAGUCGACAAAUAACACAGGCAACACCCCGUCGCUCGCC
Molecule: messenger RNA, 2530 nt
Organism: Hippocampus comes (tiger tail seahorse)
Lineage: Eukaryota; Metazoa; Chordata; Actinopteri; Syngnathiformes; Syngnathidae
Gene: chad
Product: chondroadherin
Exons: 3
Coding region: 226-1479 (417 amino acids)
Molecular function (GO): protein binding
Source: RefSeq, a predicted model, not a curated record